Molecule: messenger RNA, 1915 nt
Organism: Cylicocyclus nassatus
Lineage: Eukaryota; Metazoa; Nematoda; Chromadorea; Rhabditida; Strongylidae
Source: the annotation of a GenBank genome assembly
AUGCUAAAAUCCAUUUUUAGACUGUAAACUUGGCAAAAUGAUGCGACCACCGAUUAUUCUGCUCAAGGAGGGUACUGAAAAUAAGCAAGGAAAGCAGCAGAUAAUCUCCAAUAUCAAUGCAUGUCAGGUAGUCGCGGACAGUAUUCGAACAACCUUGGGUCCUCGCGGUUUGGACAAGCUGAUUGUCGACAGCAAAGGUAAAACCACAAUCUCAAAUGAUGGUGCGACUAUCUUGAAGUUGCUCGACAUCGUUUUUCCUGCUGCUAAUGUGAUGGUCGACAUCGCAAAGUCACAGGAUGCCGAAGUUGGAGAUGGAACAACAUCGGUGGUUGUGCUAGCUGCUGAAAUACUCAAGCGCAUGAAGCCAUUCAUUGAAGAUGGUGUUCAUCCCCAGCUGAUCAUCCGAGCUCUGAGCGCAGCUAGUGAGGAGGCGCUUGCUUAUCUUGACCAGUUGGCUAUCAAAAUCGAAGGCGACAAGGAGUUGAGGGAUAUGCUUGUCAAAUGUGCCAUGACCACACUGAGCAGUAAACUGGUUAGUCAAGAACGCCGAUUUUUCGCUGAAAUGGUCGUGGAUGCUGUUAACAUGCUUGACGAAUCUCUGCCGUUAAACAUGAUAGGUAUCAAGAAAGUUGCCGGUGGCAAUUUAAAUGAAUCUCGUCUCGUGCAGGGUAUUGCGUUCCAAAAGGCCUUUAGCUAUGCCGGAUUUGAAAUGCAACCUAAGCAUUAUGAGAAUCCUCUUGUCGCGUUAUUGAACAUCGAGUUGGAAUUGAAGGCCGAAAAAGAUAACGCAGAAAUGCGCUUAACAACAGUGGAGGAGUUCCAAGCGGUUGUUGAUGCUGAAUGGGACAUCCUGUACAAUAAACUGGAGAAAAUCCAUGAGAGUGGUGCCAAAAUUGUAUUAUCAAAGCUGCCUAUAGGAGACGUCGCUACUCAGUGGUUUGCUGAUAGGGACAUGUUCUGUGCAGGUCGUAUCCCUCAGGAAGAUCUGGAUCGUGUUAUGGCAGCUUGCGGCGGUUCCAUACUUACUACUGUCUCUCAGAUUGAUGCAACUGUGUUAGGAAAGUGUGAGAAAUUUUACGAACAGCAAGUUGGAAGUGAACGUUACAACUUCUUCGAAGGAUGCGCCCGUGCUCAAGCUUGCACUCUUCUUCUUCGCGGAGGUGCUGAGCAAUUUAUUGCUGAGACAGAGCGAUCUCUUCAUGAUGCUAUCAUGAUCGUACGCCGUGCGAAGAAGAACGAUUCUAUCGUGGCUGGUGGUGGAGCAAUUGAAAUGGAGCUGUCGCGUCAUCUCCGCGCUAAGGCCAAAACGAUCGCCGGAAAGGAACAGUUCUUCUGGAGCGCUUACGCACGAAGCUUUGAAAUUAUCCCACAACAACUUUGCUACAACGCUGGCAUCGAUGCAAUUGAUAUUUUGAACAAGCUUCGUCAUAGACAUUCGAUAGGCGAGGUUUGGGCUGGUGUUGAUAUCCACACAGAGGAAGUUGGUGACAACCUCGCAGCAUGUAUUUGGGAGCCAAGUCUUGUUAAAAAGAAUGCCAUUAUUGCUGCCACUGAAGCUGUGUGCCUAGUUUUGUCAAUUGACCAAACAGUCAAGAACGUGAGAGCUCCCUCAGGUGGACAGAUGCCGGGACUACCAGGAAUGCAGUAAGCAGGCUUUCAUGCACCUUGCUUCUUAUGAUGAUCUGCACCGCUAUACUUUGACGACGCCCACGUGCACCUCGACAGAGUCUUUACCAUUGAUCUUGAAUUCUAAUAAUGCUGCGGUGUUUUGUUUAUUGAAUAUUGUAGUCACAAUGUUUCUGUCGGAGUUUUUGCUCCAUUCAGCGAUGAGCAGCUCAUCAUCUCCGCGCAGUGUUAAUUGUUGAUGCAUCGUUGUUGUUUUUAUUCUGCGUAAAUGUUCAUCUCAGUGCUUUUA